Petromyzon marinus (sea lamprey) is the source of this 2963-nucleotide messenger RNA. NCBI's taxonomy places the organism in Eukaryota, Metazoa, Chordata, Hyperoartia, Petromyzontiformes, Petromyzontidae. The record is from RefSeq and is a predicted model, not a curated record.
CCCCCCGGUGACGUUACGGCCGGGCAUGGCCGCCCGAGGUGGGAGGUUCGUCCUCCCUCUCCUCUCGUCCUCCUCGCCGCCGCCGCCGUCCUCCUCGUCGCCCCUGCCUUGAAGCCCGCCCGCCCGCCCGCCGCGGCGAUGGAGACGGUGGAGGAGGCGGCGACGGCGCUGUCCCGCGCGGGGCCCGAGGCUCCGUGGCUGCGUCGCGGUGAGGCGAACCUCGCCGCCCUGUCGUGGCGCCGUCUCUACCUGAGCCGCGCCAAGCUCAAGGCCUCGUCACGCACCUCGGCGCUUCUCUCCGGCUUCGCCAUGGUGGCGAUGGUGGAGGCGCAGCUGGAUGCGCGCUAUACUUACCCACCCGCGCUCCUCGUUUCUUUCUCCGUGUGCACCACCGUGCUGGUCGCCGUGCACCUCUUCGCGCUCAUGGUCAGCACCUGCAUUCUGCCCAAUGUGGAGGCGGCGGUGAGCAAUGUUCACAACCUAAAUGCAGUCGCAGAGUCACCCCAUGAGCGUCUGCAGAAAUACAUCGAGCUGGCGUGGGGCUUCUCCACAGUGCUGGGCACUCUGCUCUUCCUGGCGGAGGUGGUGUUGCUGUGCUGGGUCAAGUUCCUCCCCGUGGGGUCUACAUUAUCGGGGCCGAGGGGAGGAGGGGCUGGGGAGAGUGUUGGGCAAGGAGACCUGAACCAAACUGAGAUGGCACCACCCCCGUCCCUGCCCGUGGGCCUCCAGGCGGCGUGGGCGUCCACGGCGGUGAUGGUGCCAGUGCUGGUGCUGUUCGUGUGCUUCACCGUGCACUUCUACCACUCGCUCGUCAAGCACAAGACGGCGCGGCACAGCCACCAGCUCGACGAGCUCUCCCUGUUGCGCGUGCAGCUCGACCCGCCCGGCAACGCCGUCAACGCAACGCAGCACCACCACGGCGGUGGCGCGGCCCCGCAGCAGCACCACGGACAGCGUGACCGCGUGCAGGCGCACGACAAUGGCCACCAUAACCACGGGCAGCAGCAGCAGCUCAGCUACGGGCGCGGCACCAACCACGGGCAGCACGACGACGGCCUUGACGGCGACCGUCACGGGCACCGCUACAUGCACGGCGAUGGGCACGGGCAGGCGUGAUGGCGAACUCGCUCGUGCGCACAGCCACGGCCAUGAGCACAGCAGCAGCAGCAGCAUUAGCGGCAUCAGCAGCAGCCGUGGGUUUUAGCAGACUGACCGGCGGCGGUGGCGGCUGUCUUGGACCGAACGGCGGCCGUAUGGGUUGGGGACGACAUCGCCGGUUGGUGCCAAUUAAGUGUUUUUUUACCUCCAUCAAAAACAUGACGUCUGUUGUCACUGUAAAGUCAUGAGAGCGGUAAUGAGGAUUGCAUACAUUUCGAGGUGCGGGAGCAGAGGUUUUUUGAGAGUUUCUGUAAAGGAUUUGAAGAAGGAGGAGAGAUGUUUUAAACAUUUACGUGUGUUGCAUCCACUUACAUUAAUCUUGAGUGCAGUUUUCUGGGUUUGGCGUCAGGAAUUGAAUUCAACUCCUGAAAGUUGCCCGCCCACAGCAGCAGCUUGAGGUAGAAACUUGAGAAGAGAAUCGUUCAACACGCAGCCCAUCUCCCAAACACUGCAACUUUUGGGAGAGCGCUGAGCUGUUUCUUCCAGACACGUGUAGCUUGGUUUGAUGGGAGCUUACUGUGGGUUUUGCGGAGCCUCGGAGGUUGGGAAGAAGGAGUCCCCCACACACGUGUGAGUGGUUGGCUGAUGAUGUGGGCCCUCAUGUUAAAGAGGGUGGGCAGGCAGUACGACCCCCCCCCCCCAUCUUGAGACAGGGUAAAGUGAUGGGCAAGGGGAUGAUCUCCCCAGCAAAAACUGCCAGUUAUAUUGCAGGCUGCCUUUUUUAUGUGACAUCAUCACUGCUGUUUGGACCACACAGGACAGGUUCUGCAGAAAGGGAUGGAUUCCCUGGUGGGUCUGCCCUUAAAAUAGUUAGGGGGGAACCACGCCUGUUGUAAACGAGGUAAUGGGGCGCAUCUCUCUUGGUGUACCAAGAAAGGUCCUGGUUUAAAUUAUUGCAACAUCUUGCUCCAUAUGCCAAGGAGAAGCUUGCAGAAGCCACUUUAUGAAUACAGUCAGGGGUGGUGGUCUGGCACAAUGUUAUUUGUCCACCACAGCAGACGUAUCUCCAAGUACGACUGGGCCUACACCUCUGCUUUAUGAACCUCUGAGCUGCAAGCGAAAGAUUUGUUACUCGAAGUCCACCGCUCUUAGCACAGACCGUGGUGGCAUCGCCACCACUGGGUGUGGUGCAUGGCAAGUGGUGUUUUGUCGGCUUUGUUUCCGUCUGCUCGUGUGUGUGUGUUUGUGUCAACAAGCUUGGCACGUGUGUUGUGAUAUCGCCAUCUUUUAGUGGUGAAUAUUUUUGUACUGUGUCUGAUGGUACGCGUAUAUGCGGUUUCUCCCUCGUCGGUUACAUAGCCUCAUGACCUUUCCGUUUCAUCUUCAAUGUCACAAUGGAAAAUAGCGUUCGGGGUAUAUAGGAUGGUGGGUGUGCAGCUAGGUAGGUACAUAGGUAGAUCAGUCUGUGGAUAGGGUGGUGAUUGGUGAGGUGGGUAAAUAUUUAGUUUGGUACAUAUGUAGAUGGCUGGUUCGGUGAGAAGGUAGGAUGACACCUAUUUGUUUAACCACGUGAGAGAACUCGAGAGACCGGGAUAGUCUCAUUUGCAAUAGUUGACCCUUGGUCACUAAAAUGGCAAAAGCAAAUAAAAUAAAGUAGAGCAAUGAUGCGAAUAGAAAUUGGAGCAAAAACAACUGCAUUACAUGAGACGUUGAACAUUUUGCACAGCCAAAUCAAUGUUAAAUAAUAAAUUCCCUGCAGCUUGAGCUGAUUCUGGCAGCUUGUAUUGAGACUGGUCGUUAGAAUAAUGACAUUUAAGCAACAGAAACAUUGGUAAUGUGACGUAGUGUGACUUUUGUAUUAAUAU